Brettanomyces nanus is the source of this 2166-nucleotide messenger RNA. RefSeq names its product NADH dehydrogenase (ubiquinone) 78K chain precursor, 5-prime end (gene NUO78). The record is from RefSeq and is a predicted model, not a curated record. NCBI's taxonomy places the organism in Eukaryota, Fungi, Ascomycota, Pichiomycetes, Pichiales, Pichiaceae. Gene Ontology annotation, cellular component: membrane. Gene Ontology annotation, molecular function: NADH dehydrogenase (ubiquinone) activity; iron-sulfur cluster binding. The coding region runs from base 1 to 2166 and encodes 721 amino acids. The transcript has a single exon. Gene Ontology annotation, biological process: ATP synthesis coupled electron transport.
AUGCUCUCACGAAGAACCAUUAGUGGAAUGUCUCUCCGCAGACUAUUUCAUAGUGCUUCAUACGCACUUAAAGAAGUAACACUCAGAAUAGAUGACACUCCUGUAACCAUAGAGGCGGGAUCUUCGAUCAUUCAGGCAGCAGAAAAGGCUGGCGUUAAGAUUCCAAGAUACUGCUACCACGAUAAACUUUCCAUUGCCGGCAAUUGCCGUAUGUGCCUUGUGGAAAUUGAGAGAUCACCUAAAAUGGCUGCCGCUUGUUCGAUGCCUGUGGCUCCUGGUAUGCACGUUCUCACCAAUACAGAUAAGGUGAAAGAUACGCGUGAAGGUGUCACCGAGUUUUUACUUUCCAAUCAUCCUUUGGACUGUCCCAUAUGUGAUCAGGGAGGAGAGUGUGAUUUGCAGGAGCAGACUCUGCGUCAUGGUUCUGACAGAGGCAGAUUCCAUGAGGUUACCGGUAAGAGAGCCGUUGAAAACAAGGCGAUAGGUCCUUUGGUGAAAACCUCAAUGAACAGAUGUAUCCAUUGUACUCGCUGUGUUCGUUUCCUCAAUGACAUUGCUGGUGCUCCUGAAUUCGGUACUACUGGUCGUGGUAACGACCUGCAAAUUGGAACUUAUAUCGAGAGAAACGUUAACUCUGAACUCAGUGGUAACAUUGUUGAUUUGUGUCCGGUCGGUGCCCUUACCUCUAAGCCUUAUGCUUUCAAAGCACGUCCAUGGGAGCUCAAGAGAACUGAGACCAUCGAUGUGCUCGAUGCAUUGGGUUCUGCCAUUCGUGUCGAUGCUCGUGGUGCUGAAGUUAUGAGAAUUUUACCUAUAUUGAACGAGGAAAUCAACGAAGAAUGGCUUUCUGAUAGGUCUAGAUACAGUUAUGAUGCCUUGAAGAUUCAGCGUUUGACAAAACCUCUUGUUCUUCAGGAUGGUGGUUUUGUUGAUGCUACCUGGGAUCAGGCUUUGGGUUAUAUUGCUGCUCAAAUUGCUAAGAUUGCUCCUGCCAAGAAUGAGGUCAAGGCUGUGGUUGGCCCACUAACUGAUGUGGAAUCUAUGGUGGCCAUGAAGGAUUUGGUUAACAGAUUGGAUUCUGACAACUUGGGCUUUGAUGUUGAUGUUAAGUCCGUUCCUUCUGCCGAUAUUCGUUCCAAUUAUCUCUUCAAUUCUAAGAUCGAAGGUAUUGAUGAAUGUGAUCAAAUGUUGAUUGUUGGCUCCAACCCUAGAUUCGAGGCUUCUGUGUUGAAUGCCAGAAUUAGAGGUAGAUGGCUCAGCUCUGAUUUGAAAGUUUAUCAUGUCGGUGAAAAGUUCGACACUACCUUCGAUAUGACCGAACUUGGUGACACUGCUGCUCAUUUGAAAAAGGCCCUUUCUGGUUCUGUGGGCAAGAAACUUGCCUCUGCGUCUAAACCUAUGAUUAUAGUUGGUUCCGGUGUGCUGGAAAAUACGGAUUCUGCUGCAAUUGAGAAAAUCGUCAAGGACUUUGUCAAAUCUAAAUCCAACUUCAACACCCCAGAAUGGAACGGCCUCAAUCUAUUGCAUCGCCAGGCCUCAAGAGCAGGUGCCCUUGAUAUUGGAUUUUACUCUCCUUCCAAAGCAGUCAGUAAAACAAUACCUAAGGUCGUCUUUUUACUGGGUGCCGAUGAAAUGGAUGCUUCUGCCAUUCCAAAGGAUGCCUUUGUCAUCUAUCUGGGUCACCACGGUGAUACCGGUGCUUCUUUAGCCAAUGUUGUUUUACCGGGCUCUGCAUACACUGAGAAAUCUGCUACUUUCGUCAACACGGAGGGACGUUCACAGAUGACUCAUGCUGCUACAGGUCCUCCAGGUGCUUCCAGAGAAGACUGGAAAAUUCUUAAGGCUCUUAGUGAAUACUUGGGUGUCGGUUUACCAUACGAGAAUAUUCGUCAACUACGUGCUCGUAUUGAAACCAUUGCUCCACAUUUGGUUAGAUACGAAUCUGUCGAGAAGACGUCUCCAGAGAUUUUCAAACUCGGAAUCGAUGCCGUUGUUGGUGCUCCUAGGGUGACGAAUAGUCCUCUCAUAAACCCAAUCAAAAACUAUUAUUUCGCUGAUGUCAUCUCCAGGAAUUCUAAGACCAUGGCCCAGUGCGUGGGUAGUUUCGGUACCAAGAUCGACAAGGUUAACGAUGAGAACGCUCACGCCUACCUUGGUGUUGCUUAA